AUGAUAAUUGAUGGAUUGAAUAAUUUCCUAAAACGCUUAGAAAGUUUGAAAUGUACUAUAGUUUUUGUAGGUAAUUUUGUAUUUUUUAAGACAAUAAAAAAGUUGUAGUAUUAUUAUAGAAUUUAAUCUACGUAGAAUAUUCGACGUUAAUAAAGUAAAAAUGACAGAGACGGAUAGAGAAUCAAAUUUAUUUAUAGUAAACGAAAUAUGGACAUAUUAUUUUUGGCUCUUAUUGCAUUAGUAAUGGGGGAUUGGUAAGUCUAUUAUAAUGGUUUUCACUAAUCAACCUAUCUUUACUGUACUGCUAAUACUUGCCCCUAUUAAUUCAAAUAUAGUGGAACAUAAUCUAGUGCCCUAUUUACAAAUUGUACAAAUCCUUUAGGAACUGCAUUAGUUUUAAAAUCUUCCUAAAUGAUGGCUACACUAAGCGAAUAAGUCAACAACUUGAAAAUAAAUGGCAAAAAUCAUAUUUUAAAUUUUGAUAUAUACUUUCUAACUUAGUGGAAUGGGGAUAGUUUGAAAUUAGAGUAUAAAUCUUAAAUCUACUAGUUUUAAUUUACCACAUAAAAUCCUUUAUAAUUUAAUUCUGGAGGCUGUAAUUCAAGUUAAUAUUAAGUGAAAACAAUUAAGAUAGCAUUAGAAUAAGUCACUUCUUUAGCGAAUUUAAAAUUCAGUAUCGUUAACGAAUAAAGCUUGGCUUUAAUUAAAAAUGUUCAUUUUUCUUAUUAUUUAUGUCAUUUUACAUGUAAAACUUGUUCUGGAGAUAAUUAUAAUUAAUGCACAUCAUGCUUUUUAGGUGCUAGCUUAACUGAUGGUACAUGUCGAUGCCCCAUCAGAACUGUUUUAUCUGGUGAGCCACCUUCUAAUUAUAAAUGCAUGAGCAUUUGUUUGCUUGGAUCUACAGAUAAAAGAGAGAGAUAUUGCAAACCCUUCGAAAUACAAUACGCGCUUUGGCUUUAGCUUUAAACUUAUAGUUAUUCAUAGCUAAUUAAGUGGAACAUAAUUUAUGACCCUGCAAAUUUAAGCAAUAAUAAUAAAAAAUUGGGACCCUUUUUCGGAGUUUUCAAAAAUAAUGAAGGAGCUUAAAUAACAAUUAGUACGAGUUAAUUCUUCUAUCCCCUUAGUGUAUAAGUUUACGUUUUAUUUUGUAACGCCACUCCAAGCAACUCUGGAAUUUCAAUUUAUUUAAAUUCGACAUAUUAUUCUUCGUUUUAUUAUAAUGGAGCCAAUUUUGAAACAGAUAAUAUGUAAUUUUUUGCUUCAAAUAACGUACCAUUUAAUGGAUGCUAAACAGCUAGUUCGUAUUUAUUGUAAACAAAUCUUUAUGUAGAAUAAGGAAAUUUUAAUUUUUCAAUAAAAGGAAAUUUUACAAAUUCAAAUUCUGGAUGGUACAUUAUUUAUACUUUAAUUGCAUGCGCUUAAUGCCCUGCAUAUUGUUUAAAGUGUGAAAGAGAAUAUGAAUGUUCUAUUUGCUCAAGUGGAUAUAAAAUAACAUCAGAUAAAAAAUGUGUCUUAAAUUGCCCCAAAGAUUCAUUAUUCUCAAAUAAUAUUUGCGUGAAAUAUGAUUAAACCACAAAAUGUAUACUAUUUGAAAUAUAUUUAGAUUCAUAAUAUUUUAUGAGAAAAUUCCUUGAUUUUACAAUUCCAGAUAAUUUACCUGAAAUCUUUAUUUUAGUAAAGGGGAUUUAAUAUAUUGGUCUUACAUAACAUCAAAAGCAGUAUUUGGAGGAUAAUACGUUUGGGCAACCGCAAAAUUUUCUUAAACGUUUAUUGAGAAUAUUUGAUUUAUUGCCCUAUACAAUAGAUAAACCACAUCAUUCAUUAAGUAUUUAUUUUGAUGCAAUUUUUGGAUGUAAUUUUUAGAGUGGAGGAGGAUAUUUAAUAUACUCAAUUAAUACUACAGAAACUUAAGUGAAUCAGAAUAAAACAGUAAUAAUAAAUAUUCCAUAAUCUUCACCUACAUUAUUAAUAACUUUCGAGUGUUUUGGAUCAAAUAAUAAUGUUUAGGAUAGAUAUUGUGCUUUAUCUGAUUAUUAAAUAGUCGUCCAUUAUUGUAGUCCAUUUUGUUUAGAAUGUUCUGAUGAAAAUACUUGCAUUUAAAUGGCAACUUUUGAUACUUCAAUUAUUAAAUUAGAUCCUUCUCAAUGUGGUCUUUAACAAUUUCUCGAUUAUUAAUAUUUUAGAUGUGAGAGUUGUCCUUCAGAAUGUUUAGCUUGUUUUAACGAAUAUGAAUGUACUUAAUGCAUUUAUCCAUAUAAACUCCAUAUUACCAGAUGUAUAUUAACGUGUUCGACAAUUUAAUUUUUUAAUAUCCAAACUUAGUAUUGUGAAGACUGCAGUUUUAAAUGUAAAUAAUGUAGAAAUUCGAGAGAUUUCUGCAUUCAUUGUGAAGAAUAACAUUACCGUUAUUUAAAACUAAAUUAAUGUAUAUGUUAUGAUGGAUAUUAUGAUGAUAAUACAGGGGGUAAAUGUAGAGUUUGCAACAAAUUAUGUAAAAAAUGUUAUGGAUCAUCUAAUGAUCAUUGCAGUCAAUGUAUUUAGCUCGAUAAAAUUGAGAAAAAAGGUGAUGUUUGUGAUUGCUAAGAAGGAUAUUAUUUUGAUGAAUCUGGUUUUAAAUGUAACUUGUGCAAUUAAAAAUGUAAGACUUGCUUUUCAUCUCUUGAUAAUUCCUGUUUAAGCUGUAAUCCUAAUGAAUACAGAAGUUUAAAGGGAAUCUCGUGUAUAUGUUAAUUAGGAUAUUAUGAAGUAAGUGAUAUCUGUUAAACAUGCCCAUCAUCUGAAGAUGCAAGUUUAUAUUAGUGUUACAAAAAAUGUGGAAAUGAAAUACUUAAAUGGCAUAAUUAACCAUGUGACGUAGUUACUUGUUAGUAGGGUUUCUAGAAUGUUAACAAUGAAUGCAUCCCAAUAUGUGGUGACUUAUUAUUAAAAGGUGAUGAAGAAUGUGAAGAUGGAAAUUAAGAAAUUAAUGAUGGUUGCAAAAACUGUAAAUUUUAAUGCCCAAAAUAAUGUUUGACUUGUAAUCAUUUAACAGUUUUUCCUUGCCCAGAUGUAUGUGGAGAUGGAAUUACAAGUGGUCUUGAAGAAUGUGAUGAUGGUAAUAAUAUUUAAUUUGACGGUUGUUAUGAUUGCAAGUUAGAUUGCUAAGUUUAAUGUACAAAAUGUAUAAGAGGUUUAUGUUAUGAAUGUUUAACAUAUGGUUGGAUUAUCAACAUUGAUACACUGUAAUGUAUUGAGAACUGCGGAGAUUCAAUAGUUAUAGGGUCAGAAGAAUGUGAUGAUGGAUAUAAUCUGGACAAAAAUGAUAAUUGCUUUUAAUGUAAGCGACUCUGUAGGAAUGAUUGUAAUACGUGUAGUUCAGAUGGAAAGACUUGUUUGGAUUGUAAAGUUGUUGGAUUCAAACCUUAAAGCUAUUUUUGUGUUAAUAUUUGUGGGGAUGGGUACCUUGCAGUUGAUCCCUUUGGUAGAAGUACAGAGGAAUGUGAUGAUUUUGAUUUAAUUGCCAAUGAUGGAUGCAGCACGACUUGUAAGUUAUAAUGUUAAACUUCUAUUUGUUUGACUUGCCAGAGUGGAAAAUGUUAAGAAUGUGUUGAUCAUUAUUACCUAGAUACUAAAAGCAAUAAAUGUUUAGAAAAAUGCAAUGAUAAUGUAAAAAUUGGAAAUGAAAAAUGUGAAGAUAUGAAUACUUUACUUUAUGAUGGCUGUUAUAACUGUUAAUUAUCUUGUCAACCUAGUUGUUUGAACUGUCAAAUUAAUGGUUGUUUGUAAUGUUAAAUAGGAUUCAGGUUGAUUGAAAAUAAAUGCUAGAAUAUUUGUGGAGAUUAAGUAAUUGUUUCUGGGGAAGAUUGUGAUGACGGUAAUAUAAACCCUUUUGAUGGUUGUCAUUUUUGUUAGUUUCAAUGUGGUCCCAAUUGCUAAGAGAUAUAAAUCAUCACUUUCAUUAAUAUGUUAAUUAGGAUAUAAAAUAUUUAAUGGAAUUUGUGGUAUUUAAUAGAGAUAAAAUAUUUAAAUUACCCAAAAAGAAUAACUUUUAGAAUAAAAUCAUUUGAGCUCAUCAUAUAUAUAAUAUUGCAGCUAUUAUAUCAAUGA
Molecule: messenger RNA, 4086 nt
Organism: Paramecium tetraurelia
Lineage: Eukaryota; Ciliophora; Oligohymenophorea; Peniculida; Parameciidae
Exons: 4
Source: RefSeq, a predicted model, not a curated record